Coccinella septempunctata (seven-spotted ladybird) is the source of this 673-nucleotide messenger RNA. RefSeq names its product myosin light chain alkali-like. The transcript has 6 exons. Bases 130 to 609 code for a protein of 159 amino acids. The record is from RefSeq and is a predicted model, not a curated record. NCBI's taxonomy places the organism in Eukaryota, Metazoa, Arthropoda, Insecta, Coleoptera, Coccinellidae. Gene Ontology annotation, cellular component: muscle myosin complex.
GACAUACUUGCAAUUAAAAGACCGAUAUAGAUUACAUUCUGUACUAUAAAAACCUGCCAAUGUUCCUGUUGAUUCUCAGUCCUAAUGUCAUUCGACCAUCGAUAAGUGAGAAGUUGCCAGUGACCAAAAAUGACGGACCUGAAACCCUUUGAAAUUGAGACUGCGGAGUUUGCAUUCGAAGUUUAUGGCGAAAAUGGAAAUUUGGACGGUACAAUGUUGGGGAAGUUCAUGAGAUGUAUGAACCUGAAUCCCAGUCUUGCAAGACUAGAGGAACUAGGAGCUACUAAGAAGCCAGGUGAAAAGUCGUUCAAAGUAGAAGAAGUUCUGCCAAUGAUUUCACAACUUAAGAAGGAAGUCAAGGAUAUGGGCUGUUACGAAGAUUUCAUUGAAUGUUUGAAACUGUAUGACAAAAAAGGCGAUAGCAAAAUGUUGGCUGGUGAACUGACACAUGCUUUCUUAACCCUUGGCGAGAAAAUGACAGAUGUUGAAGUUGACGAGCUAAUGGAAGAUUGCUUAGAAGAAGAAGACGAUGAAGGAGAAAUUGAUUAUAUACCUUUUCUACAACGCAUGUGUGAGAAAGCACCUAUACUAAAGAAGAAGAAGAAAUAAUCAUGAAUUACUUUAAUGGACAAAUAUUAUUGACUCUCACGAAAAUAAAAGAUAUGUAUAACUA